AUGGGUUUCGCGUAUAUAUUGUAUAUUUCAAUGUUUCAGAUUGCGUCUAUUUCUCUUCUCGCCCUCGUAGUGACGGCUGAGAAAAAGAUUGAGUUGCAAGAUAUAGAAGAAGAUAAUUUAAAAAGUGAAAAGCAAAAACAGUAUGAGAAGACAGAAGUACGGCAACAAGAUUACAGUGGUUCAGCUCCGGGCUUGGCAGAGCUUGACUAUCUUAAAAAUAAUUACGUCCAGUACUAUGAACCGACUCAAGCGCCACAAUCGCAUCGAUUUGUUCAUCAAUACGCAGUAACAGAACAUCCAGAAAGGUCACCCGCUACACCAAAACCUCAGUACGGACCACCAAUACCCCAACAACCAGUUGUUGGAUAUUUGUCGAAUGUUCCGAUGCAAAUAUACUUAGUCCCGCAAUAUUACAACGAACCUACCGAACAAACAGCACAUUCUCAUCAAGGAGUUCAAAUUUCAGCACCUGCUGUUGCCCAAGUAUCUUAUCAAGAGCAACAACACGUUCAACAACAACCCAGAUAUAUAGAAGUGCCAGCAUACGUGACACCGACAGCACAUCUUCAGCCUUACACUCCUUCUGUAUCAUAUGUUAAUUAUGUUCAGCCGACGAUAGCACCAGCACAGGCUACAGUUACCCCCGUUAUAGCUUAUCAAAUGCCAGUUGUUCACUAUCCUACUACUAUUUCUGCACCACCAACUAAGGGUUAUUACCAAAGUCCUCAAUACAUAGAAACAAAUUCUGUAGAUGAAAGUUUUAAUAACAAAAUUCAUAAUAAUGAACUAUAUCCUACUCACGUCGAAAGACCAUCGCUAAAACCGACAGGUUCAGGCUAUCCAAGAUACUACAAUUCUCGCACACCCAUUAGAGAAGAAUAUAGACACCCUAUAGAACUGCCUAAUCCAAGUCCACUUCUUUUAAAGGCACCGCCAUCUCACCUUGCGCACCUUCCAAAGGCUUUACCGAUGUACCGACCUUUGACAAAACCCGUUUACACAACUGGGGGAGGAUAUGUAUCUAGUACUUUUUCUCCCAGACCUAGUGAAAGUUUCUCGCAUCCGUUUAAGAGACGACCAACGUCUUUACUCGAUUCAUAUAUCCCUUCCAGUAUCCAAAUAGAAUACUUAAAAAGAGGCUACGCUAAAGAUCCCAUAUCCGCUUACGAAGCAUUAUCAAGUGGCAGACAUUUAUCUCAGUCGUCUCAGGCGCCUGUUUUUCCUAGACAUUACGAGCGAGGAUUUCUCCCAAAUGAAAUGUAUCACACGGCUGCAGGUGGUAUUACAUAUGGCCACCACAAAAGAGCACCAAAAGUAGAGAAAGAUUCACAAAAAUAA
Melitaea cinxia (Glanville fritillary) is the source of this 1338-nucleotide messenger RNA. Its product is annotated as eukaryotic translation initiation factor 4 gamma-like. The transcript is spliced from 2 exons. Lineage: Eukaryota; Metazoa; Arthropoda; Insecta; Lepidoptera; Nymphalidae. The record is from RefSeq and is a predicted model, not a curated record. Bases 1 to 1338 code for a protein of 445 amino acids.